UUGGGGAUCCUGAGCAUCUCCUGCGGUCUCCAACUUCCAGGUCCACAAGUGGGUCAGUGCCUUCCUCCCCUUCCAGGCCUCGCAGUGACCUUUAGCUGGUCACAAGAAGGUGCUUGCUGAGGAGCUCUUAUUUCCACUGAGAGAAUAGAGGCUCCAUUUAGCCAAACAAAUCCUUGAUCAAGAAUCUGGAACAAAGAGCAAAUCUGCUUACAGUAAAUCAGAAACCUCCAAGCCACAUGGGACAUUAUGUGGGAGUGGGAGUCCAGCUGAGACCCCCAGACCCUUCUCUAAUCCUGUCCAGUUGUUCCCUCGGGACCACACAGGUGUGUCCUGAGACACCUGGGAAUUCCACACAUCUGGAGCCAGGGAAGCCAGAUAUGUCUGAAAAUGGAGGACUUGCUUUUCAUGGCCAAAGUGGUAUGGGAGGCAGGCACAGGCCUGGAGGUGGGACAGGGGUGGGGCCUGUUGGUGGUGGGCCGGAAGCGGUAGCCCAAAGCACGUGGUUCACGUGGGCGUUGAGGGCGUGGCCAGGCACGUGGUGGGCGGGGCAGGUACAAGGCAGGGUGCGCAGGCUCAAUUUGUACCCUGAAGGGCUGGCUUUCUGUGGCAAAACGAUGAGGCGGUUGAGCUGGCGGAUGGUGGCCUCUGCGGUCGUGGGCCUCACAGUGGCCCUUGAGGCAGUGCCCUGGCUCCUGGCCUGGCUGCAGGUCGGGCGGCAGCGGCGGCCUCGGCUGCUGCACCAGCGCGGGGUGCGUGUGCGCGUCAUCACCGACUGCGACUACAUGGCCCUCAACGGCUCGCAGAUCGGCCUGCUGCGCAAGGCAGGUAUUCAGGUGCGGCAUGACCAGGAUCUUGGCUACAUGCACCACAAGUUUGCCAUUGUGGACAAGAAGGUGCUUAUCACUGGCUCCCUCAACUGGACCACGCAGGCCAUCCAGAACAACAGAGAGAAUGUGCUGAUCAUGGAGGACUCGGAGUAUGUGCGGCUGUUCCUGGAGGAGUUUGAGCGCAUCUGGGAAGAGUUCAAUCCUGCAAAGUACAGCUUCUUCCCGCAGAAGAAACAAAUCUGCUGAAGCUGCCCUUCUCUGCCUUCAGAGCCUCAGAAGCACAGCCUCCAGUGACACCAGCCACCCUCAGAGAAUAGUUCUGGGGACUGCAUGGGGCUCCUGGGGGUGGCUGAGCUGUGGAGAGGCCAGGGUGCUAUAAAGCCUGUGAGCUGGGUUGCAGUGGUGCACACCUGUAAUCCCAGCUACUCAGGAAGCUAAAGCAGAGGACUCAAAAGUUUGAGGCCAGCCUCAGCAGCUCAGCAAGACCCUCGGAAGGGCUGGAGGCUCAAUGUGCAGUGCACCUAGCAUGCAUGGGCCCCUGAAUUCCAGCAAGGGGAAAAAAAGUAAUGUUGUACACUUAGAAGUGACCUCACUUCUAACACCUGGACAUGGUAGACUCCUUUUUUGGCUCAUGUAAUGGAUGAGUUCCCUGAUCACGUGAGAAGCACGUUCAAGGUGAGGCAAGUCCCUUCUAGCUCUGGCAUCCUUCACAGGUAGUUAGGGGAACAGGUAUCUUUCAUGUAUUUGAGUUUAAAGUUUUUUUUAUAAUGUGUAUGCUAUAUACAGGUAACUCAAAUGACUUCUGAAGCUACAGUCUUGGUGACUGUCCAGUCUUAGCAAAUGGGAGUGUUUUUCCUUUCCAAUGUUAAUUGUGAC
Molecule: messenger RNA, 1703 nt
Organism: Octodon degus (degu)
Lineage: Eukaryota; Metazoa; Chordata; Mammalia; Rodentia; Octodontidae
Gene: Pld6
Product: phospholipase D family member 6
Exons: 3
Coding region: 237-1073 (278 amino acids)
Biological process (GO): piRNA processing
Cellular component (GO): mitochondrion
Molecular function (GO): RNA endonuclease activity producing 5'-phosphomonoesters, hydrolytic mechanism
Source: RefSeq, a predicted model, not a curated record